Molecule: messenger RNA, 1277 nt
Organism: Talaromyces stipitatus ATCC 10500
Lineage: Eukaryota; Fungi; Ascomycota; Eurotiomycetes; Eurotiales; Trichocomaceae
Exons: 3
Coding region: 1-1191 (396 amino acids)
Biological process (GO): D-serine catabolic process
Molecular function (GO): D-serine ammonia-lyase activity
Source: RefSeq, a predicted model, not a curated record
AUGGACGUCUCUCUCGAAACGCAUCAGUCAUACAUCGGCCAACCAGCCAGCGCGCUCCCCACCCCCGCGCUGGUGAUAAGCAAACCAGUCCUGGAAAGCAAUGUUAAGAAACUUCACGAAGAUAUUGACACGCUGGGUAUAGGCUUUCGGCCUCAUGUAAAGACACUCAAGAGUAUUGAGACUACGCGGAUCAUGCUCGCGAAUGGGCGGUAUAAAAAGAUUGUCGCGUCUACACUGUGCGAGAUUCGAGGAUGCUUGCCACUGGUCAAAGAGGGCAUCCUAGAUGAGUGUCUAUACGGAUUGCCUAUAAGACCUUCCGUACUCGCAGACCUGGACAAGUUCACCAGUCAAUAUGGUCUGAAAAUAGUGCUCAUGGUUGAUCACUCUGAUCAUAUACGGAUCCUGGAAGAGUUCAAUACUCGCACUGGCCGCACGACCCCGUGGCCGGUCUUCAUCAAAGUCGACGUUGGCACCAAGCGUGCGGGCAUUCAAAACUCAUCCUCACGACUGGAUGAGGUGAUUCAAUCAGCCAACGAGUCGGAGGGUGUAUCGAUACAUGGUUUUUACUGUCAUGCUGGUCACUCAUAUGCAUCAAAAUCGACUGAAGACGCUGUGAAGGUCCUCAAUGAUGAAAUCAACGGUGUCUUGAUAGCUGCCAAGAAACUCAUCGAUCCCAAGACAGAACUUGUUCUUUCUAUUGGCGCUACGCCCACAGCUCAUGUCGUCUCCAACUUGAAGGCUAGCCUACCGAAAAACACGCAGCUAGAGUUGCAUGCGGGGAAUUUUCCAGCUAAUGACCUUCAACAAGUGGCGACUGGAUUAGUCUCACUCUCCGAUCAAGCAGUAAGAGUUGUGGCAGAGGUAUGUAGUGUGUAUCCUGAGCGCAAUGAAGCACUCAUCAACGCCGGAGUGCUUGCGCUUACGAAAGAGACGAGUUCGUUCGCUGGAUUGGCCAGGUGGACGGACGGAAUAGACUGGAGUAUUGUACGUGUCAGUCAGGAACAUGGAAUCUUUGGCUGGGUGGGAGACGAUGCCAAAAGAGAGAAGGUCGAGGAAAAGUUCAAGAUUGGGCAAAAGGUGUUGCUGUAUACUCAGCACGCAUGUAUUACGAGUGCGAUGUUCCAUGCGUUUUACGUGGUGGAUAAACAGGAUAUUGUUCGAGAGACCUGGGUCCCAUGGAAAGGGUGGUAGACUUGCCUUGUCACUAAGAACACAUGCAGAGUGCUGUGUUUAUGCUAUAUAGAAGAACAAUAAAGGCACGAUGAUUGGCCACAAGC